AUGCCACCAAAGUCCGAAAAUCCCUUGACCGACAACGAAAAGUUCUUCGCUGCAGUCUUUAGUCAACUACUCUCGGAUGUCAGCAAACUUCCCAAGUUGAACAAUGCCAAGCUCGCUGAAGAUCUAGCUCUUCCAACCCCUGAUGCUGCCCGCGUUCGUUGGGCUCGCAUUGUAGCAAAGAUCAGAGAUGGAAAUUUCGGAGACUUAAAGAUCGGUAGUGCUGGUAACGCCCAGAAGCGAAGCAAGGAAGAGACUGGUAUCGAAGAUAGAGUUGAGGGAUUGAAUGACGUCGUUUCUCCUACUAAGAAACAGAAGACUCGUGCCCCUCGCAAGAAGGCUGGUGACGCUGGUGGAAAGGCGGAGAAGGAGAUCAAAGAGGAAAAAUUCAUGAACGAAGGAGAAGGCUCUGGAUUUGAAGUCUUUGAAGACUCUGAUUUGAUCCAUUCCCACAUCUACAACACAGCAACAAGUAGCGCUAUGACACGCAGCGACAAUAUCAAGCUUCUUAUCGCGGUAUUCAAGCAAUGGCAAUCUGCUCGUAUAGAUACAAUAAAGCUAGGUGAAGAUCUCGGUAUCAAUCCUGGAGCUGCAGGUACGCGUUUGUUUCGACUCAAAGCGAGGCUCCGUACUGGAGAUGCGCCAACACACGCUGAUAAAGCACUUCUUAUCGCCAUCAUCAGUCAGGAAAGACGUUUGCCUAGGCUCGACUACACGCUACUUGGUGCAGAUCUCAAAAUCAACCCUGGAGCUGCAGCCAUGCGUUGGUGGAGGUAUAAGAUACGUUUGGAGGAGGAUACUAGAGCAGCCGAACAGCAAGAGAGUGAGAGAAGGCAUCCACGCAACGACCCAGCGGAAAACUUAAUUGCUUCGGAAAAAAGGUCAAGUAGCAAAGAGUCAGGGGUCUUUGGAUGGCCGUACAAUGAAAAGGGCUGGCCGGACGUGGCUUGGGAGGCUUGA
Messenger RNA from Botrytis fragariae, 957 nucleotides. RefSeq lists its product as uncharacterized. The record is from RefSeq and is a predicted model, not a curated record. Bases 1 to 957 code for a protein of 318 amino acids. The transcript is spliced from 3 exons. Lineage: Eukaryota; Fungi; Ascomycota; Leotiomycetes; Helotiales; Sclerotiniaceae.